AUGGAAUGGUUACACUUUGUAGAAGUGGAUGUGGAUCGUGAAGAAUGUGAAGGUGACGCUCGAAUCAUGAAGGCCACCCAGGACACACUGUACACCCCAAAUAUUGAAGAGCUUCUCAACAAGGUGACUCCAGAAAACCCUUUGAAGGUGACUCAUACGGUGGAUCCUCGAGAAGUACUACCAGUUGUGGAGCAGUGGGUCCCAGCCAUGAAGGCGGAGUUGGAUGCGUUGGAAGGAAUGCCAGCAAUCAAGAGAUACUGCGGCCUGGAGGCGGAUGCUCUGAGAAGAGAUCAAAACGUAGUCAUUGUCCCGAGCAAGCUCGUCUUCACCGUCAAGCCUGGGGUGGAGCCGGGAGCCUUUAGAAGGAAGGUUCGAGGAGUGGCUUGUGGAAACUUCUCUGGGGAGUCGGCCGAGGAGCUUGGUGAUGUGUAUUCUGCUGGAGCUACAAUUGACUUGGUGAGACUAUGUUUGGCGGAGGUCAAUGCGAAUCCUGGAUGGAUAGCGGUCACCGAUGACAUAAAAACCGCCUUUCUACGGGCUCCAAUUCCAGAGCUUCCCAAUGGACGAAGGUAUGCAAUGGAGGCGCCAAGGGCAAUGAUACGAGCAGGACUCGCCCAGCCGGGCGAGUUGUGGCUAGCAACAGCAGCAGUCUACGGCUUCCAGCGGAGCCCGAAAUGGUGGAGUCAAUAUAGGAACGCUACAACCAAAACAGCGACUUGGAAUUCUCCAAGGGGUGGAACUAUGAAAGUCGUUCCUUGCAUCACCGACGACAACCUCCACAAGCUCGUCGAGGUGCUACCGGACGGUGAGCAUAUCGUGGGGUACGUCCUCUUCUACGUCGAUGACACCUUAGCAGUGGGACUUCCUGAGUAUGUCCACGGCUUCUACGAUUGGUUGGAAGCUACAUGGGAGACCAGUGGAAGAGAGCAAGUAUCCAAGGAAGGCGUAGUACGGUUUCUAGGUCUCGAGCUGUCAUUAGACGAGGCUGGAAAGAUGAUGAUUGGACAACGUGGCUACGUGGACGAGCUCUUGAGGAAGCGGGAAGUCACGACCUACAGCAAGGUGCCGUUUGUCAAGGAGUGGGCGACGGAUGAGAUCCCGAAGGACGCCGAUUGCGCCCCGGAGCUUGUAAAGGAGGCCCAGCAACGGUGUGGUGAAAUUCUCUGGGCUACCCAGCGGAGUAGGCCAGAUGCGGCCUAUGCGGCGAUGAUGAUGUCGAAGCUGACAACAAGGUGGCCAGAGCGGGCGAUAGUCAUUGCCAAGAAGAUCUUGACGUACUUCAAUGCCACCCGGGAGGCCGGCUUUGUAAUCGGACGUGAUCUACCUCAAGGCUUGAUGAUGUUUAGCGACGCUUCCCACGCCCCGACGGGUGCCAAGUCAAUCUCAGGAAGCCUGGUGAUGUGGCGAGGGAUGCCAAUAUGUUGGAGAUCGGCCAAUCAGGGCUUGACAGCCUUGAGUAGCGCUGAAGCCGAGCUCAUAGCUUUGAGUGAGGGCACGCAGCUGGUCAGGGCAGUGCGAACGACCUUGGAGGACAUGGGCAUUUCUCCUGGGACCACGGAGCUACGAGUUGAUGCGACAGUCAUGGAUGCUUAUGGGAGAGUGGGGCUUCACAAAGGGACCGUCAACCUCAAUGAGGAGAUUGGAGGCGUGGACUCGGACUAUGAGCUAUGGUUGGCUGUGAUGUUGAUUGCAGUGACAACAGUCGUGGUCUGGGAAUGGAGCAAGAAAACAGNNAG
Molecule: messenger RNA, 1736 nt
Organism: Symbiodinium sp. CCMP2456
Lineage: Eukaryota; Dinophyceae; Suessiales; Symbiodiniaceae
Source: the annotation of a GenBank genome assembly